Messenger RNA from Pseudopipra pipra, 7199 nucleotides. RefSeq names its product pantetheine hydrolase VNN2-like. The record is from RefSeq and is a predicted model, not a curated record. Lineage: Eukaryota; Metazoa; Chordata; Aves; Passeriformes; Pipridae. The transcript is spliced from 8 exons. Gene Ontology annotation, biological process: pantothenate metabolic process. Gene Ontology annotation, molecular function: pantetheine hydrolase activity. The coding region runs from base 690 to 2183 and encodes 497 amino acids.
AACCUAGUUCACUGUUGGAGUCGGUUACUGUCUGACCACAGACUGAUCGCAGUCCAGCAAGGGAUUUUCCAGUGUGGUCCUCUUCCUGUGGGUACAAAUUCACUGCAGAUACUGUACUUGUGCCCUGGGAACCUAGUGGGUGAUACACAACUUUCUCCCAGGGAAAGGAUCUGGAUUUACUGGAAGCACCCAGGAAAGUCUCAGCAGGAGUUGUGUGGCCACUAUCAGAACUGAGAGGCAGCUUCUUCAGAUUUGCUCACUGCUCUUGCCAGUCCUCUGGAUAAGGGAACGCGUGCGCUUGUAGUAUAUAGCUUAACCCUGAAUCUGGUGAGUAUCUUGAAUCCAGGAUUUGAUUCCAGGCCAUUGUUUUUUGGUUAAGGUAUAUUUGUAUGUUGAGUAUUUUCCUGUACAAGACUGGCAUAAGCCAUGAUGGCACUAAAUUCUUUUUGCUACAAAGAUUGCAUAACACUUAUUAUGAAAUGUAUUAUUGUGUAAAAUGAGUCAAGCAUACAGAAAGUAAUCUUAUACAAGUCCACCCAUUACCCACAUACCAACUUACUCUGUAUAAAGACAAGGCUGUGUGUAGCCACAGAUGGCAAUAAACACUUCUUCGAGGGCAGUGCAGAAAAAACCAUUUUGGUACCUGACAGCUGAGUCAGAACCAAAGAAGGAGCUGCAAGGCACCAGCCAUGCUCCCUUCCCAGCCUCUCCUGCAUGCUGGGGUAUUCGCACUCGCAGUCCUUCAGGCCCUUGCCUCCGACACCUUCAUUGCAGCCGUCUACGAGCACGCAGUCAUCCUGCCAGAUCCCACUGACAAGCCUGUUUCUCCCGAUGACGCUUUGGCCCUGAUGAACAAAAACAUGGAUGUCUUGGAAGGGGCCAUAAAGGAAGCUGCCCAGCAGGGUGCCCGCAUCAUUGUGACUCCUGAAGAUGGCAUCUAUGGCUGGCAAUUCACAAGAGAAUCCAUCUACCCGUACCUGGAGGAUAUCCCUGCUCCAGUGGUGAACUGGAUUCCCUGCACUGACCCCUCAAGAUUUGGUCCAGCACCAGUGCAGGAACGACUCAGCUGCAUGGCCAGGAAUAACUCCAUCUAUGUGGUUGCAAACAUUGGGGACAAGAAACCAUGUAACUCCAGUGAUCCCGGCUGCCCCAGUGACGGUCGCUACCAGUACAAUACAGAUGUCGUCUUUGAUCCAGAGGGGAAACUGGUGGCUCGUUAUCACAAGUACAACCUGUUUAGAGGUGAAACUCAGUUUAAUUACCCAAAAGAGCCAGAAGUUGUCACCUUUGAGACUCCCUUUGGGAAGUUCGGCAUUUUCACUUGCUUUGACGUCCUUUUCCAUGAGCCUGCAGUGGUCCUGGUGAGCAAGAUGCAGGUGGACACUGUGCUCUUCCCGACGGCUUGGAUGAAUGUUCUGCCAUUUCUGACUGCAGUUGAGUUUCAUUCUGCCUGGGCCAUGGGCAUGGGUGUCAAUUUACUUUCAGCAAAUACUCACAACAUCAGCUUUGCAAUGACAGGCAGUGGGCUGUUCACUCCAGAAGGACCUGCCACCUACCAUUAUGACACUGGAACUGAGGAGGGAUGUCUCCUGCUAGCAGAGUUGAGCGCAUACCCCUGUCUUUCCCCCACUUACCCUCCUGCCAUCAACUGGAGUUUGUAUGCCACAAGUAUCAAGAAAUUUCCAGGAGAAAAUGACACUUUUUCGGGAUCUGUCCGGCAGGAUAUAUUCACUUUCACUGAACUCAGGCGCAAAACUGGAAAUUACACCAUUUGCCAAGGAGACCUCUGCUGUCAUCUGGUCUAUCAGAUGUCAAACAAGAGGAAAACCGAAGUUUAUGUCCUGGGUGCAUUUGAUGGGCUUCACGGUUCUCUCAUAAAAUACCAUUGGCAGAUAUGCACACUGCUCAAGUGCAAGAGCACAGACCUGGACACAUGUGGGCAGCCAGUGGAGACGGCUCAGACCAAGUUUGAGAUGUUCUCCCUCAGCGGCACAUUUGGCACCAACUACGUCUUUCCAGAAGUGUUGUACAGUGGAGUGCAGCUGGCACCUGGGGAGUUUGAGGUUCUACGUGACGGACGUUUGAAAAGUAAACAUGGCACAUCGAAACCGCUCAUAACAGCGACACUUUUUGGAAGGCUUUAUGAGAAGGACCUGCCACAUCCUCCGCGAACCUCCCAAUAAUAACAUGACUCCUUAGGUGUUACACAAUCACAUAGACAGGAGGGGAAUUUCCUCAUGACACGUAGCAGUUAUCCUGUAUGAUUCCUGUUCUGCAAUCUUGCACUUCUGCUCAGCGGCUGCGGCAGUUUGGUUUAUUUAGGAGAAAGGGAAGUGAUCACUCCGUUGUGUGUAACUUUUUAACAGUGCUUGAGCCAGAGCAAUUAUUUUUUAGUAUGAGUGCUCUGUCACAUGAAACUUUUAAGUAGAAAUUUCAUUUCCCCCAAGGUAUCAUAUAGAUUACUAGGACAAGAGUGAAAAGAAGACUGUUACCAAAACAUAUGAAAUGUGGUUUGUCAUUUUACUGCAGGACAAAUUUUCUCCAAAGAAGCUCAUGAUUUCUGUUAUUCCAUGUGCUGUGGCUUCUUAGCAUGCAAUUUUGGAGGCUCUUUCCAGGAAUUAUUUCAUCCUGGAAAUAAAACAGCUGAGCUUCUACUUAGGGGAGGGACUCUACCACUUGGGAGCAGUCAGUCAAAACAGGCAGGGAUUCAAAGUUGUGCUUGCUGGUGCCUGAGUUGUGGGGGUAGCACAGACUAGUCUUCCAUCAAAUAGAAGAGGUUUUGGUCAAGCAUGGUUAUGACUGACCCGUGGCAACCCUAAUCCCACAUGACUGUUCUGUGUGUAGUGCAUAUGGGGUCCAGAAUCUCAAGACACAGAUGGCCAUGCUAAGAGUGAGAAUUGACCCUGCUCCCAAGCCAGUCUGGUACACUCCAGGAGCCUCUUGUGUUGUCCAUAAUGGACAACAGUUUGAGAAGGGCAAACAAGAUUGACCAGGCUGCUUGUGAAGGUCUGCAGUGUCAUCCUGUUUACAGGUUUGCACUGGGGUCAGCACAGUCAGGCACACACCACGUGAAGCAUCUCCACAGCAGAGCAGCUGGGAGCUUCUCCCUAGGGGUGCUCCCCUUGGUCAUGCUUCCCUGUCUGUCUUCAGUGCUGCUCGCUCAGGCCUCUGCACUUGAAAAGCUCAAGGAACCUCUCUGAGAAAGGCAAGAGUUAUCCUGACUUGUAAGCUCUGGUACUGAAAUGCAUCCUAAACCAGUUUUUGAUGCAAAAACGUAACUCUCUCAGCUACCCCUGCACCCUGCUUUUUUGCUCCCUGCCUCUGGUACCUUUCUGUUCUAGGCUUGGUGAUUCCUUGAGACAGCUCAGGCCUUGUCUCCAGCAGGUAGGUCUGAAAGAAAGAAGGAGUCCAUCUGGGGGGACCUGCUGCAUCCCACAGCCCUCUCACCUCACAGGCACUGCCAGACCUGCCCACUCAGUCAUGGAGGUGGAGCCACAGCUCCUCCUACUCAUGCCCCUGCUGCUCACCUCCAUCUCCCCUGAGGCUGCACUUCUGGCGAAAUACGCUGUUAUUACCUGGCCUAGAGUUGUUCGAGUGGAAAAGAAAACAAAAACCAAAACUGACAAACGGGAACUGCUACUGGAAUAGCACGUGAAAGCAAUUUGUCUUUUUUUUUUCCACAAUCAAAGCAGUUUAUUAAAAUCUUUUUUCACUGUUUGGCAAUCAACAAAAAAAAAAGAAGAAUCUGAAACCAUUUUAGAAAUAAAUGCCUCAUGGAAUCAUCAGUGACACUUUUGGAACAAAUAAACUAAAGUCAACAGUAGGCAAAAAGCAGAUUUACCAGCUCAACUGGUUAGAGCAUGGUGUUAAAAACACCAAGGUUAUGGGUUCUAUCCCUGUAUGGGCCAUUCACUCAAGAGUUGGACUUGAUGAUCCUUGUGGGUCCCUUCUAACUCAGAAUAUUCUGUGAUUCUGUGAAAUACUUUGCAGGUUGAUAGUACUCUAAAUACUAAGUAUUUCAGGAACUCUAGACAUUAAGUUUAUUAUUACUUGUUUUAUCUUUCUUCUAUCAUAUGCAAACUUCCGAAAGUAUCUGUAGCGGUGGAAUCAGUGAGAGUUCAUUAGUGUUAAUGAAACUGGGCCCCGGGAAGAAAACUAAAUUUUUAAAGAAAUUUCUUUUUUUAAUUUAAUGGCAGAUUUUAUGCCAUGUUCUGCUCCCUUAUCCCUAUCUAGACUGUGAUAAUUGAACAUAAAAAUCUCUCACAUAUUGCUUGCUGGCAUUUCUGAAGUUUUGAGUACUUCCCAGGUACCUACUGACUGUUUACGUUGUCAGAGCUGGACACAGAUAGGAUACAAUUAAUAUUGCUAGUUAAAUAGCUUAUAGGAUAUCAGAAAAGGACUCUUGGAUUUCAUCCGUUGAGGGUGCAGAAGUCCAGGAUUCUUUGAAAAUUACACUAAAACUGUGAAGAAUGGCAGACCUGCAGUUCAAUGUGCUGCACAGCUCUCCCUGAGAGGGUUCCAAAAGUGACAUACAAUGGACCUCUGAGGAAUUUAUUAAUCCCUUUCCCAUUUCUGAUGACAAAGCAAGAAUUUAGAUGAGCAGAGAAUUAAGUUGCAUGGACUGUUGCAGCAGCCUCGGAAUAGCUCCAUCAUUUUAAUACACAAGAACCACAACCCCUGUUUUUGGGUAAGGAUUCCCUGGAGGGAUUGCAAAAACCAACCAGAUCUUCACCUCAGUGACUACAGAAACAAACUACAGAAACAUUCAGGAUACAGAAGCAGAGAGGUAAUAAAUGACAUAUGCAACAAAUCACAUUUAUCUGGAACAGUUUCUGUUAAAUUCACAGAAGGUUAACCAGCUAUGUAGUUACUUUCCUACCUGCUAGGUGGGAGUUAGAAAACAGAGAAUGUUAGCUCAUCUUUAGUAAAAAAAAAAAAAAUAGAAUCCUGUCCUAUGCUUUCCUUAUGAGACAGAAUUUGAGUUUCUGAAAGAACUGGAAUAUUUACUGACUCUGGGACAGAUGUGCCAGAGGAGGAAAAUCAAAUUAAUUUAUAAGUAAUUCAGGUAAAUAACCCCACCUCAAAAGCUACUACAGAUGGUAUCUUAAUGAACCCCAUCCUUUUCUGAGCUGGAAAAGCCUGCUCUUCACACGUCAAUAUUUCUUCCUUCUACCUUGACGCUGGCCAAAGCAAACAAGACCCACUGGUCCACAGUGUUUCUGAUCCCACAGAAAGAAAAACAAGUCUGUAAUAGAUUUUAUUGAUGCAAGACUUCAGAUGAAGGUAGAAAAAUACUCCAUUAAACCAAAUAUGAUCCAAAACUUGCAUCUGACUUAAGUAAAACUGGUAACAAUUUUAGAGAAAUUUUGACUAAAAUCUAAUGUACUUUACUAUGCAUAAUGAAUUAAAGUAAGCAGGCCUUGAGGAAAAAAAAUCUGGGUGUUUUUAAGAGAGCAGGACUCUUCAGCCAUGUCCUUGUACAUAUAUUUAAGUCAUCGUGACCUCAAGCUAUCCAUUAAGUAAUGUGGAACAGUGAGGUACAAUCAGAGAUUGUGCAAAUACUAUACCCAGUAAUUCAAAACAUCUAUACCCAGUAAUUCAAAACUAGAUGUUAAUGAACAACUCAUGUUAUCAUAGGUGAAUUACUGGCAGUGUGGGACACUGUUCCCAGGUACAAUGAAUUAGUGCAGGUAUAGUGAGUGACAAAUAGAAUGGCCAUGACCUGAAUUUGAGUUGCAGAAUUUCUAAUUAACCAACAAUCAAAUUAUAAGCCCACUUCAUCCAGACAGAUGUAUUUACAAUGUCACUGUCCACCAUCAGGAUAGGAAAGCUGAAAAAGAGAAAUAACUUGAAUAGGCCAAUAAAGACAGCAGCAAUUAUCACAAGGCUUACUAUAGCUAAUACAGAAAUGCUUCUCAGUGGCUUGUGAUGGACUAUGAGACGUCAUGGACCCCAACAGAGAAGUAAUUCCAGUAUGCCUUCUAAAAAUGAACCUCUUGACACUGUAGACAAACAACAUCUCCUACUGAAGCCACAGAUGAGCAUGACAGCAUUACCAAGUGUUGUCUAUCUGUGAAUUAGGCACAGAUAAAAAGGAUCAGUCCUGGUGAAACAGAAACUUUGCAUACUGACAACACUGUUAUUUUCUCUUUCAGUCUGGAAAAAAAAAGUAAGGAUUAGCAGAAGCAGUCGCAGCCACCACUUGUGAAAGUAUCAAAAUGUUUCUUGUAGCCGCUCAUUACCAUAAAGUUGCAAGUGAAAUGCUCCAUUGUCUGUUCAGAUAUUCUCAUGACAAAAGAGAAUUUCUACUAAAAAUAUGUACAAUAUAAGAAAUGCAUUGUAACUACAUGAUUUUAACUUUGUCUAUGUAUCGUCUUUUGCUGCUUCUGAUGUUAGAGUUAAUUUUUAUGAACUAAUAGUUUGAUAGCUGUGACAGUGUCGGCAUAUAAGAGCAGCAAGGAGUGCAUAAAGCAGAGAUAUAUUUUAAUGUCAAAAAUAUAGCAAAUCUUUAGGAAACGCCUUUUCAGAAAAAAAAAGGGAGAAUAAUAUUUGCAUACAGUUGUUUGUCCAGUUUAUGUACUGCAAAACGUAAUAACAUAAAGCUAAAAUAAAUAAAGUAAUUUAACCACCUUAGAAAUAGUUCUCAGGAGCAAAUGAUGAUUUUUGUAACAGCAAUUUUUGAACAUUUACUUCUAAAUGAGUGUUAGGAGUGUGAGACAUACUUGAAUUUGUCAGAUGAAAACGUUAAGGUCUGUGCUUAUAGGAUGAUUAUUUUUAUACUCUUAAAUUCACCUUACUGUGUUUUCUAGCCAUAUGAGACUGUGUUUUGUACACUGAAAAAGGACUAUGUAGUUAUAGGUUUUGGAUUCUCUAAGGAAGGUGCGUUGGGGUUUGUUUCAGAUAAAACUUUCUUGUUGAAUUUAUGGAUGAUUUUGAAAAAAUCUAAAUUUUAUUCUGUAAAAUUUAUGAAAAUCUUAGAGAAAAUAUAAUAAUGACAAGCAGUUUCCAUUAAAUUGAGCAAAGAAAAUACACUGAACUCUAGGCCCAUGCCAUUGCUAUGUUACAGACUCUUUAGGAUUCACUCUCCCGUACUUUUUAGAGACCUUUCCAAGUUUUCCAUACAGCAUUUAUUCCUGUGCUGAUUAAGUGCUGCUAAAUAAUACCUAAAGCUCUCCCUUUCAUUCAUUUUGUCUCCACUA